UACAGCUGAUUAUAUAAACAAUAACGUAGUUUUGCAACGUUUUAUUCAACUGGUGUUUUCAAUCGAGAUCAGAGAUUUCGCGAAUGUUAGCUCUGUUUCGACGAUUUUGAUUUCGUUUUAUUUAUAUUUUUUAAUUCAUCCAUACCCGCUUACGUCUUGUUGUUUGUUUACCUACGACCAUCUUCUCGUAAUCGUAAUAUAACAAGAUGAGACCACCUUCGGAAUUCGGCGCCGAUAUUACUAAUCAGGCAAAUAACGAAGCCACUGUACCACCAGCGAUGAUGAUUUGUACAAGAUUGGCUGGAAGGGCGAUUAUUCGUGUUGUUGGAAGAUGUAACGAUGCGCAAGAAAAUUGCAAUCUUGAUUUAUCGGAAUGUCAGCUGAUGCAAGUACCAGAUGCUGUGUACCAUUUGAUGAGACAUACGGAAUUAAAACGAUGCAAUUUGUCAAGCAACUCGAUUACUAAAAUACCGCCAAAGUUUGCCGUUAAUUUUUCAUUGAUUUCAGAGUUGAAUUUGUCACACAAUCAAAUGAGCAAAUUACCCAACGAGCUCGAAGAUUUAUCAAAUUUGGAAAACUUGGACAUCUCUCACAAUUCUUUCAUAUGUCUUCCUCAUCCAGUGUACAAAAUGCCAAAGUUAAUUCAUUUAAAUGCAAGUCACAAUUUCAUCGUUGAAGUUGAAGUGGAAAGAUUAGAAUCUAGCCCUUCAUUGGAAGAUGUUGAUCUCGGAAAUAAUCCUCUCACGACUCCCAUCAGGUCGGCUUUAGAAAAAGUAUCUGCGAUCAAAGUCACUUUCAGUUUACCAGACGACUGGGACGACGAUUUAUAAAUUACAUUUUGAAAUCAUUGUGAAGUUACCUUGUAAUUAUAGUACUUAAGUACAAACUUUUAUUUGUAAUUUAUGGAGUCAAGAAUUUAGUUCCUAAUUUAUUUUAGAUAGUAGGAAUUGAUUUAUCUAUGACUGAAUUUUGUAUUCAGUUUGAUUAACAUCUGUGAUGUUUGUUGAAAUAUCGGUAAAUAAGUGAUGAAUUUGGAACAAGAAUUUUUGAAAAGUUGAGUACCUACCUAUGUUUAAGGUCGUACUUUUUUUACACCUCUUUCUCAUAUUACGCUUACAUAAUUUUAGAGGCAUUUUAAUUUCUUCAAAGAAAUAGUACAUAGUACAUACCUAUAUCUUGCAAAGAUAAUGAAUAUUUUCAGAAAAUUUCAGAUACUUCCAGAAAUAAUUUUUAUUUAUUCAAUUUUUUUUAAUAGAAAAUUGUACAGACUACUUCAUAAUAUGCUACCUACUCAGAAUCAUUAAUAACGAUAAAUUGUUAAUAUAUCUACUUUGUAGUAAUAUACUUUUGAUCGCUUUUUCAAUAAGGCUUCUACGAACUUAUUGCACCGAAAAAAAAUUGCACACCUGUACAACUUUUUCUGUGAUUCGUAAAGUAUACUGCCAUAUUAUAUUUGGUUAGGAUACCUACGUAUCGUUACCUAUGGUAUCUUUCAUCUUCUUUCUAUUAAUUAUACAAACUGAAAAUUACGUAAGCAUUUAUGAGAAAAAUUUUUGACAAUGAUUUUUCGUUUUCAUUUGCGUAACUUCAUGAAUACCUAUAGCCCGUGGUUAGUAUUGUUUUAUUAACUUUUUAUGUGCAUUUUAUAAGUGUAUAAUGUUUUAACAAACUAUUGAACAUUUUUUAUUUUUAUAUGCGUGUAAAUAACUUUAAAAGCUUAUUCGUUUACAAAUGUUUGUAAAUGAAAGCUACUCAUUUGCCAAAUAAAUCAAAAAAAAUGUCUCUGUUUUUGCUACUAAGUAGAUCAGUAAUUUGAUUUUGAAUUGAAAUUGUGGUCAAUUUGUACUUUGAGAUGUAAAGAUGAGCUAGUCAGAAUAUACUUUAAAACAGUGGUA
This is a messenger RNA of Planococcus citri (citrus mealybug), 1895 nucleotides long. It is a transcript of the gene Sclp, whose product is annotated as sclp. Lineage: Eukaryota; Metazoa; Arthropoda; Insecta; Hemiptera; Pseudococcidae. The record is from RefSeq and is a predicted model, not a curated record. The transcript is spliced from 4 exons. The coding region runs from base 207 to 830 and encodes 207 amino acids. Gene Ontology annotation, molecular function: protein binding.